AUGUUCUCCUGCGCGUUAUUGGUCGGCCUUCUGGUGCUCUACAUUAUUUGGGAUGUCAACUACUUUCUCCGGUGUGUGGUGACGCUCGGCUACGGCAUGCUGUUCCAGCGCAAGCGGAAAGUAACGGACCAAACGACCAUCUACAGCUUCUGCACCACGCAGGACGUGGACAUCUUCAUCCGCCACAUGAACAACGCCCGGUACCUGCGUGAGCUGGACUUUGCGCGGUUCCACUUCUACGGCCUGACCGGCAUCUACGGUAAAAUCAAAGCCAAACGGGGCGGCGCGGUCCAGGGUGCGUCCAGUGUGCGCUAUCGGCGCACGAUUCCGAUCUUCAACGCGUACAAGAUCACCACCAAGCUGGUCUGGUGGGACGAGAAGGCCAUCUACCUGGAGCAGCAGUUUGUGACGCUCGGUGAUGGGUUCGUGCGUGCCGUGGCCAUGUCGAAGCAAUGCAUUACCAAUGUGGACGUUGUGGAGCUGAUGAAGGAGUUCCCGGGCGCGGAGCAGAGACCACCGAUGCCGGAGGAGCUGAAGCUGUGGCUCGAUUCGAUCGAAAUAUCUAGCCAAAAGCUGCGCAAGGAUAAAUAG
This is a messenger RNA of Anopheles coustani, 591 nucleotides long. RefSeq names its product protein THEM6. The transcript has a single exon. The record is from RefSeq and is a predicted model, not a curated record. Lineage: Eukaryota; Metazoa; Arthropoda; Insecta; Diptera; Culicidae. The coding region runs from base 1 to 591 and encodes 196 amino acids.